Molecule: messenger RNA, 402 nt
Organism: Necator americanus (New World hookworm)
Lineage: Eukaryota; Metazoa; Nematoda; Chromadorea; Rhabditida; Ancylostomatidae
Exons: 3
Coding region: 1-402 (133 amino acids)
Source: RefSeq, a predicted model, not a curated record
AUGCGAUAUUCGUUUCUGCCAUGUCUACUUUCGAUGCUGAUCCGGACUUCUGCAGGAAUACGCUGUUACUCUGGCUUAAAAUACAUUGUCGGACAAGAUGAAUAUCAGGAUUCAGAAGAAUGCAAUGUAAUUCUCGGAUUGGGUGACUCAUACUGUUACACUUUCCGAGAGCACACCAGCGUCAACGAGAUCGUCAAAAUGGGUUGUUCGAAUAUGGUCUGCAAUGCCCUACGCAAUACCUGCAUGAAUACGGAUUUUGCCGGUAUGACCGGGACACUCUGUUGCUGCAACAGUCGUCAUUACUGUAACUCGUCACCGAAGAAGAUCCGACUGGUGCCGUUCAUCGUCCCGUUACUGCUAUUUUUCGGUGUCUUCGUCCAAAUUAUGCUUUCGGAUAUAUGA